UCCCGCCCCAGCUCCGCGUGGUGGUGGGCGGUGGCCGGGCCAUGUUGCUAGUGUUGCUGAGCCUGGCUGCUAUGUGCAGGAGUGCCCUGUCCCGAGAGCCGACUAUUCAGUGUGGCUCUGAGACAGGGCCAUCUCCAGAGUGGAUGGUCCAACAUACACUCACUCCGGGAGACCUGAGGGACCUCCGAGUGGAACUUGUCAAGACAAGUGUGGCAACAGAGGAGUUUUCAAUUCUGAUGAACAUAAGCUGGAUACUCCGGGCAGACGCCAGCAUCCGCUUCUUGAAGGCCACCAAGAUCUGCGUGAGUGGCAAAAACAACAUGCAUUCAUACAGCUGCGUGAGGUGCAACUACACAGAGGCCUUCCAGAGCCAGACCAGACCUUCCGGCGGCAAAUGGACAUUCUCCUAUGUCGGCUUCCCUGUGGAGCUGAGCACGCUCUAUCUCAUCGGGGCCCAUAACAUCCCCAAUGCUAACAUGAACGAGGACAGCCCUUCUUUGUCUGUGAACUUCACCUCGCCAGGCUGCCUAAACCAUGUGAUGAAAUAUAAGAAGCAGUGCAUUGAAGCAGGAAGCCUGUGGGACCCAAACAUCACAGCUUGUAAGAAGAAUGAGAAGACCGUGGAAGUGAAUUUUACAACCAAUCCCCUUGGAAACAGAUACAUGGUUCUCAUUCGACGGGACACGAUGUUGGGGGUUUCUAUAGUGCUGGAGAACAAACUGACGAGGACAUCUGUAGCCAUUCCGGUCAAUGAUGAGAGUGAAGGUGCCUUGGUUGAGCUGACCCCAUAUUUACACACCUGCGACAAUGACUGCAUUCGACGCAAAGGGACAGUGGUGCUUUGCUCAGAGACAAGUGCUCCCUUCCCUCCAGAUGACAACAGAAGCAUGCUGAGAGGCUGGCUGCCUCUCCUCCUGGUGCUGCUGGUGGCUACGUGGGUGCUGGCAGUUGGGAUCUACCUAACUUGGAGGAAAGGAAGGAGCACAAAGACAUCUUUUCCUAUCACCGCCAUGCUCCUGCCCCUUGUUAAGGUCCUGGUGGUUUACCCAUCCAAGAUAUGUUUCCAUCACACAGUCUGUCGCUUCACUGACUUUCUUCAAAACUACUGCAGAAGUGAGGUCAUCCUUGAAAAAUGGCAGAAAAAGAAAAUCGCCGAGAUGGGGCCUGUGCAGUGGCUUACCACUCAGAAGCAAGCAGCAGAUAAAGUGGUCUUCCUUCUUCCCAGUGACGCCCCUUCCCUUUGUGACAGUGCCUGUGGCCACAAGGAGGGCAGUGCCACGGAGAAUUCUCAGGAUCUGUUCCCUCUUGCCUUUAACCUCUUUUGUAGCGAUUUCAGCAGCCAGACUCAUCUGCACAAAUACCUGGUGGUCUAUCUUGGGGAAGCAGACCUCAAAGGGGACUAUAAUGCUCUGAGAGUCUGCCCCCAGUAUCAUCUCAUGAAGGACGCCCCAGCUUUCCACACAGAACUUCUCAAGGCUACGCAAAGCAUACCGCUGAAGAAACGGCCACAGGCCUGCCACGGCAGCUGUUCACCCUUGUAGUCCACCCAGGAGGAGAGGGACCCGAAGCCUUCCUACUCUACCUUCCAGUGACAAAACACUUUGUGACGACCCUGAAAUGUACUGUAUAGGCUGUGUGUAGGUAGUGCUAUGUACAGAACUUCUCUAAAACUGGAGUUUACAGUCAGAGCUUGAGCACAGAUGCCUGAGGCUAGUCAUUAGCUGGCUUUAUGAAGACAUUAGUGAGUGGAACCUAAAUGUUUGAAUAUACAAAGCCGGGUACUGAUUAUCACCAUGAACUCAGCACUCUGGCCAGGAAGGAAUGAGGCAUUUCCCAGUCAGGUGUCUGGUCUUACACUGCCCACGCUCUAUGCUGCACGUAGGACUGUGGACUCCUGAAGAUUUUAAUCUAUUAAUGAGUAACCCCUCUGGGAGGCUCUCACUAAUGUGUAGCUUCCUAAGAGAACAAGCCUAUUAAGCACAC
This is a messenger RNA of Rattus rattus (black rat), 1983 nucleotides long. RefSeq names its product interleukin 17 receptor B (gene Il17rb). The transcript has 11 exons. Lineage: Eukaryota; Metazoa; Chordata; Mammalia; Rodentia; Muridae. Gene Ontology annotation, molecular function: interleukin-17 receptor activity. The coding region runs from base 42 to 1541 and encodes 499 amino acids. The record is from RefSeq and is a predicted model, not a curated record.